AUGUCCGCAGGUCCUGCCAGCAAUGGGGUGUUUGUUGUCAUCCCGCCCAGCAAUGCCAGCGGCCUCCGCCCACCUCCAGCCAUUCUGCCCACCUCCAUGUGCCAGCCUCCGGGGAUCAUGCAGUUCGAGGAGCCACCGCUGGGGUUGCAGACACCAAGAGCCACCCAGGCACCCGACCUGCGGCCCAUGGAGACAUUCCUGACAGGAGAGCCCAAAGCUUUAGGGACCGUGCAGAUCCUCAUUGGCCUCAUGCAGCUGGGCUUCGGCAGCGUGCUGCUCAUGGUCCGCCGCGGCCACCUGGGGAUGUUCUUCAUCGAAGGCGGCGUCCCCUUCUGGGGAGGAGCCUGCUUCAUCAUCUCUGGGUCCCUCUCAGUGGCGGCUGAGAAGAACCACACCAGCUGCCUGGUGAGGGGCAGCCUUGGGACCAACAUUCUCAGUGCCAUGGUGGCCUUUGCUGGGACAGCCAUUCUGCUCAUGGAUUUUGGUGUCACUAACUGGGACGUGGGCAGGGGCUAUCUGGCCGUGCUUACCAUCUUCACCAUCCUGGAGUUCUUCAUUGCAGUCAUUGCCACCCACUUUGGGUGCCAAGCCACCCGCGCCCAAACCAACGCGCCUGUAAUUUUCCUGCCAAACGCUUUCAGCGCAGACUUCAACAUCCCCAGCCCGGCAGCCUCACCGCCUCCUGCUUAUGACAAUGUGGCAUACGCCCAAGGAGUCGUCUGA
This is a messenger RNA of Cynocephalus volans (Philippine flying lemur), 723 nucleotides long. It is a transcript of the gene MS4A15, whose product is annotated as membrane spanning 4-domains A15. NCBI's taxonomy places the organism in Eukaryota, Metazoa, Chordata, Mammalia, Dermoptera, Cynocephalidae. Gene Ontology annotation, cellular component: membrane. The record is from RefSeq and is a predicted model, not a curated record.